UCCAUUUCGUUCAGUGCGUUGUACGGGCUGUGACGAGAGUUCGUUGAGUUUCUCGGAUUUUGCCAGAAAAGGGGGCAGUGAUUACGAGAGAAGCAGCUUCGCGGGCAACUUCGACUUCCGAGCGACCAUAGAAAGAUUUCGAGACCAUAUUCAUAAACCGGGCAUGAACUGUAACUUAGGACGUAACGGUCGACCACAGUCAACGUCGUAACAAGCGAUGCGAUCCAGUGCGGAUGUCCAAAGACGCCAUUGUGGUACACGCCAUCUGGGUAGUAUCGUAGAAAAGUGAUGAUAAAACAUCGAAGGACCUUCGGAAAAGUUUCCUUCGGACACCGAGUCAAGGGUUUCAAGAGAGACACACGGCCGAUUAUUUCGAUGUUAGGGAAGACCUAACCUCCAAUUUGGGAGAGCGGCUGCAGCGACCAGUCGAGUGGUUAGAAAAAGAGGGAAACCGACAAAGAGAGGAGAACACGAGAGAGUAUGAGCCUCGCGAAGGAGGCUACUGAUUAUCUUGGUAAAGAUGAAGAAGAAUCCAGGAAGACAUCUAGGGAUGAGAUUGCCGAAUCCACUUCUGAAACCGAGAGUAUAGACUGUAGUCGGGGAGAAGUACAGGAAAGAGUUUCGAUUGAUCGGGGAGAUUGUUUUGAAGUUGACUCUAUCGACUCGGGUAAGGACACCGAUGGAAUGGUGCAUAAUUAUCCAGAGGUGCCUCCCUUCAAAAGUAAAACGGUAGCAUACUCGGUGCGAGAGGGACGAUUUUUCAAAGGGAGCAAGUUGAAAACGAUACAAAAGUCGGAUGAUCCAACCUCGGCAAAGAGCGAAGAGUGCAACGUUCCACGGGUAUAUGACGAUCCACAAUUCUAUGACGAUUCAGAAUUUGAAAAUAAAAAUGAUACAGCAUCGGAUGGUGAAGAAAGCAAAGAUGUACAUUUUAUAUCGAAGGAAAAUCAAAGCGAGGAUACCAGGAACCGAGAUCAUGACUACAUUUGUCUAAACCGAGAGCCAAAAGUAAAAACAUUUUCAAGUACAAAUAACAGAAUCGAAAUGUCAGUGGUGGACAGCAACACUCGUCCAUCAUCGAAAACAAUUGACAAAGAUGUGUCCAUUAUGGAGAAGUCUCCAGGACGAAUAAAAGACAUUAGUGAACUAAAGAAAGUGAUUCCACGAGUGAAAUUAUUAUCACCACAAGCUCAGAGCUUAAAUGAGCUGAAGAAGCUGACUACUCAAAGUGAAAACAUUCAAACUAACAAAAUGAUCAACUCGUCCAACGACGUGAAGCAGCAGUUACGGAAGUAUUGUCGAACUUGCGCUGGUUCGAAGCUCCCACUCGUUGACAUCUUCAGUGAAAGGGGUUUACAAAUGAGACUAGAGCAACAGAUGCGUCACUUGGAAGAGAUAAAUCAGGACGAUAGCCUCUCCACACAAAUGUGCAUGGACUGCAUCUGUGACUUAAAAAUGAGUUACAAAUUCUUUAUGCAGAUCAAGAAAGCAGAGAUCAAAUUGCGGUCGAUCUGUGUGACAUUAAACGACGUAAUGAUGAACAAAGUAGCCAAACCUGUGAAUCGGUCGCCUACCGUGGAGGUACAAGCGUUGCAGGCUGGCACAACCAAGGUUCAACAAAAGCCUCCGGAACAAGACAUACUGCAAACACAAAUUGCCAUUAAGCCAGACAGCGAGGACCAGGAUUCUCCCCCAUCAUUCACCACGACUACUUCCAAGAUCUUCACCUACCCAGCUCGACAUAAGAUGAGUUCUCAAGAAUCCAUCGAUAACUUAAAAGCUCUGGACAUUAAAUCAGAGCCCGAAGAUAUUUCAACCCAUCAGAGUGAUGAUAACGAAUCAAUAGAAGAAUUCGAUCCUGACGAUCCUUGUAUACGUUUGGACAGUUCGGACCCAGAAGACGAGCAGGUUGAAACAAAGAAUCCUGUCGAGGUACCUACCGAGUCUAUCGAAAAUGUCACAAUGGAUGUCAGUGCUGCAGUUGAGUGUUUGUCCGAAGUGCAGGUAGCAAAGCCUAAGCUGAUAGAUCCACCGAAGGAGGAGCAGUGGUCGAAGACUCCCAGUAUCCUGAAGCGUAAAGCCCAGCCUCCUCCCCCAAAAGCAGGGGACAUAGACGUGUCGUUUACCGGUGUUAAGGAAACGAAGAUACCGAAGCUGACCUUGUCCAACACGUUAAAUGUGGCUCCGACCAAAGAGGAUGGAAUCAUGUACGUCACAGUGAAAGGGUCCAAGCCCAAUGAAUUGUUACUGGUGAAGGUUAAGAAGAUGGACAAGCCAGCGGAGAAGAGCAUAACCAAUACACCUUUCGAUAUCAAACCAGUGGAGAAGAUCUUGAGGAAGUACGAAGCACUGAGUAUGAAAGAGAAGGAGUUAUUUCCAGAAAGAGUGAAGAAGCCGGAUAUCAAGGAGCAGAUAAUCGAGGAACAAAUCGAGGAGUACAAGAAGAAGAGGGAGAAGGUCCUGGGAGUCAUCGGAGUGAGAACAGGUAGUCCAGACGACAUGGCGAUUCGAAUCGAGGACACCUUCGUGAAGGACGAAGACAUAGUUGAAGUGGAAGUAGAAUUGGAUCCCGAGGACGACAGCGAGGGGGUGGCGGAUACAAAUCGAUCCGAGGACGACUCCAAAGACGGAGUCAACAGCAACCUCGUUUCGUCCACGGAAAAGACUCACGCGAACACGGUCGCGUAUCUGUCCCGGUUAACCAAACUUAGGAAACAAUGGGAAAAGACGAAGAAGAUGAGAGACAGUCUCCAAAGACGGCUUGACCGCACCUACGACGAGGGAGGCAUAGAGAGGCUGGAACGCAUCCUGGGGGAUCGAGAGAAGAACCUCCAGGACUUCCAGGAUUACCUGAAGCAGCGGAAGAUCGUCGUGGCGCGGCUGAAGGACGAGGACAUAAUAUCGUUGUACGAGAAGAGGAGCAACGCGAGGAGGCAGUCGAACUUGAGCGAGUGCGUCGACGAGCUGUUGGCAGGAGAUACCCCCUUCGAAAGGGACUUGGAGGACUGCGACUACUGCCCGUUGACGUUCUCGUCGAAGGACGCCCUCGCCGAGCACGUCAGGACGCACGACUACAAGAUCCAGCACUACUGCGAGGACUGCAACGAGGAGUUCACCACAAACAAGGCGAAGAGGAACCACAACGUGGUGUGUAUAAAGAAACUGAUAUGCCAGUACUGCGACGUGAUGCUCGACUCCAAGGGAAAGAAGCGGCGCCACGAGCAGAAGCACUGCGACAACAUGUUCGGCCAGCUGUGCGACGUGUGCGGAGAGAAAUUCAAGCACCAGGGCACCCUGGACCAGCACCUGAAGACGCAGCACAUGGACUGGGAGAAGAUCUUCCAGUGUCCGAAGUGCCCGAAGAAAUUCGCCUUCAAGCAGAAGCUGACCUUCCACCUGAAGUCGGUGCACACGACACUGAGGGCGUACCUCUGCGAGGACUGCGGCGCCGACUUCAAGAACCCGGCGAGUCUUCGCCAUCACAGGAUCCGGAAGCACCAGGCGAUCGGCAACAAGCGCGAGUGUCCGGUCUGCCACAAACUGGUGCCGUUUUAUAGCCUCUCGAAACACAUGCACACGCACAAGGCCUACACAAUCCAAUGUCCGCACUGCGAGAAGAUGUUCAAGAACACGUCGACCCUGAAGCAGCACAUCAGGAUUCACGAGGACCAGAGGCAGUACAGGUGCGAGACCUGCGGGGUCGGGUUCAACCGAAGGGACGGCCUGAGGCUGCACACCAGGGUGCACCUCAAGGCCGACAGUCGUGGCCUGAAAGAAUGCUCCUGCCAGGUCUGUGGCGAGAAGUUCCCGAACCACUCGAUGCUGGUGAUCCACCGCAACCGAUUGCACAAGGACGGUAGGCAGUACACCUGCCACAUUUGCAACAGGUCCAUGAUCUCGACGAGGUCCCUCGAGUGGCACAUGGCACACAUCCACCACGAGGAGGUACCGGGGAUGCCGCGCGAAGAGGUCUCCGGGGACUCGCAAAAGAGGCGCGUCUCCUGCCACCACUGCAACAAGACCUUCAAGACGGAGAUGAUCCUGCGGACCCACAUCAAGAACUCGCACACCGAGAAGGAGCCCACCAAGUGCCUCGACUGUGACCUGUACUUCACCUCGGAGGUGAGGCUCCGCCACCACAUGAUGGUAGCCCACAACCGACUCGAGGGCACCCUGGCUUGCCCCCACUGCCCGAAGCGCUUCGUCAACCAGCUCAGGCUCAAGACGCACAUGAUCUCCCACUCCGAGGAGAGGCCCUACACCUGCGAGAUAUGCGGCUUCAACCUGAAGACGAAGAUUCAACUGAUCAAACAUCACCAGAACCGGCACAGCGAUGAGCGACCUCUGCAGUGUCGGUACUGUCCCUGGCGGUGCAAGCAGGUCAGCGCCCUCGUCUGCCACGAGAGGACCCACACGAACGAGCGGCCGUAUUCCUGUAGCGUGUGUCGGCAGAGGUUCAAGUACCUGGGGGACAAGAACAAGCACGAGAGGCGGCACGAGUCCCUGGGUGGGUCGGGGUUCAAGCGCAUCGUUGCAGGGCGGAACGGCAAGCAGAGCAGACUUCUUCGAGGCGUUGGUGGAGGCGAUGGCGGCAGAGGCGGUGGGACCGACGGAGGCGGCGGCGACGACGACGACGGCUCCCUUUCGGAGCAGGAACGCGAUAGGGAGCGGGUUCGAGAGCGAGGUCGACGUAGCAGGGAACGCGCUAGGAUGGCCAGGCGGUCGAGGAUGAACGCCGAGGCUGAGGAGGAGCGCGAGAACGACGACGACGAGGAUGACGAUGGCGGCGACGAGGAGGAGACCGGCGAGUACGAUGGCGAGUACGAGCACGGAUACGUCUACGAGCCCAAGGAGGAGGAGGAAGAUUACAAGGACGGAGUCCAGGUCGGAGUCGAGGUCCAGCUCGAGGAGGAAGGCGGCGAUGAGGAGUAUAACGAGGGAUUCGAGGGAGACGUUAAAUUCGAGGCUCCCGAGUACGAGCGCUCCCUGGAUCAGGAAUACGAGGAAACCUCGCAGGAAGCCUCGGACGCUGCGGAGGUGAUUCUGAACAUGGAGGAGACCUCUCCGGAUUACACGGAGGAGGUGACCACGGACGACGUGGUCGAGGCCACGGACAUGAUAACAGACCAGAUCCUGCCUCCUGGGGCGGUCGUCCACAUGGUGGAGCAGCGGGACGAUAACGGGAAGAUCCAGGUAAUUCCCGUGGUCUUCUCUCUGCCCGACCUCGAGGCGGGCGCCGAGGUGAACCUCGCGACCGCCUCUAUAAUGUACAGUAAUUGAGUAAUAGAGCGCGAAGUAAAUCGCGCGAGAUAUGAAAAUGACGAGCAAAGGGCUCGGAGCGGUGGCCGAUGACGCCCUGACGACGACGCCGACGAUGACGCCGUCGGAAAGGGCGGAGGAAGGCGACGACGUGGACGACGGCGACCGUUCAGUCAGCGAGUCAUGAAACUUGGCUGAACCAUGAUAAGGACUCUCGUCUCGGAUAACGUUUCACCUUCUGGGGAACCGAGCACGUAGAAGGUUCUCGUCCUCGCUACGACCGCUCGGCCGGCCGGCUACUACUGCCGCGUACCUCGAUUUUAAAUCUCCUAGGACGGUCUCUUGCGAAGAGGCCGUCGAAGGGUACCGAUGGAAAUUCUGCUCGUGCUUGCGAUACUUCAGACCCGACUCGGCUGGUUUCUUGGUUCCUCACGUGUGUCGGGUCGUGGGGUCCCUAGGACCUCCAGAGCGCUCCUCGUGGACGCGAACAAGGACGCAAAUGUGGCCGUCAACUGGGAUUUUCAGGGCCUCCAUGAGGCGGCCGAGAUUGUGAAUAUAUUCGAAGUGUAUAGAAUAUCGAGUGGCCGUCAGUAGUUAGCUCAAAACUUAAAUCUAGUGCACGCUGCUUGUCCGGGUCUUCGGCCAGUCGUCACGACGAUCUCUCUUGAAAAUACACUCGAAGGCUCGCCUCCGCGACCUGGGCGGAACCGAUCGGCAGGAUGUCCUUUUCCUUAUUCUCUCUUUUUUUUUCCCACUAGGAGGAAGUGCAGAUUUUUCCUCGAUAGUUCGAAAAAAAAAGCAGGGUUGUUGGCAGGAAAGGGUAUCGCGACUUAAAGCGUUGUUCGGAUGGACUCGUUGCACGCCUUAUAUUUGUUUACCUUGAAAUUCAGGCAAGUCUUUAUGUCCCUUUCGGUAGGGUAGCAUAAGGUUUCAUUUGAUUACAAGUUACGAUAAUGUUAGUACACUUAGAUGCGUAGCCUAGACAUUCAUAGAUUGUUCCUGUUGCGAUUUUGUAAUUUUCUAAAAGCUGGGGAGCGAGUCCUCGAAGAGAAUCCUUCGUUGACGAGGUUUAAUCUGGAAAUCAAUUUGUUGGCUGUCAGCUUUAUGGACGGAACGUUCCAUCGCUUUGUCGUGCCGAUUUAUUUAUUAGCAGGAACAUUCUUCAACGGGGGUAUAUAUUGUCAAGCAUGGAAAGAAUGGAUUGUGUUUUCGGGAGUGAUCGUCAUCCCUCGGAAUCUUAUUGAUUCGCAUAUUAUUAACUCGUUCUUUUCCUUUUCUCCCCCCCUUUCUUUAUAUUU
Orussus abietinus is the source of this 6557-nucleotide messenger RNA. RefSeq lists its product as uncharacterized. The coding region runs from base 481 to 5280 and encodes 1599 amino acids. Lineage: Eukaryota; Metazoa; Arthropoda; Insecta; Hymenoptera; Orussidae. The transcript is spliced from 4 exons. Gene Ontology annotation, cellular component: nucleus. Gene Ontology annotation, molecular function: zinc ion binding. The record is from RefSeq and is a predicted model, not a curated record.